AUGCAGCCACCUCAGAUUCUUCGAGUGGCCGCAAAAGAAGUGGACAUUUCGUGGCAGGCACUGGACACCUCAGAAGCAUCAGCGCCCGGUGGCCCUUUUCCACAAAUUGACGCCUCCGAAUUCACAUAUGACAUCGUACUUUUCGAAAGCGUUGGUCGCAUCGUUAGUAGUUACAGAUGUGAGCCGGACUCCGGUAAUCGUGUACGCCUGUGCCGCCUUCGACCAAACACGGAAUACUAUGUUCAACUUAGAGCCUCUCUGGAAGAACGUGGAUUGCAGGGCAAUCCAUCGCCAGCCGUCAAAUUCCGAACACUUACAACAGUGCCGGAAUGUCCACAUCCUCCACGACUUGUUUCACGUACGCACAACUCGAUUACGGUUUCAUGGCGCCCAGCUAUCGAUAAUGGAUCCCCAAUCACAUGUUACCGUCUAGAAUUGGCUCCGGAUCGUCAAGAUGAUGAAGACCAGCAUGAAGUGGUUUAUGAAGGUUUGGCCGAGCAGUGUAGAAUCAAAGGCCUGGCGCCAUCAACGCGGUAUCGAGUUCGUCUGGUCGCAGCAAACAGUGAUGGCGAUUCGUUGCCGUCUGCACCGAUAAGCGUUUGUACAUCAGCGAUGUUCCAUCCACCAAAGCAGCCGCACUGUCCACAGCUUGUCUCAUUGACAUCAACAUCCGUCAAGCUCUCCUGGAAUACCCAGCCACAACACUCAUACACGCUGGAAAUGUCAGAUGCACGAACAAAUGAAUAUUCCAUAGUAUGCGAACGAGCGCAGCAGUCAUCGGCCAGUAUAAAUGAUCUUGCAAGCAAUCAUCAGUAUCAGUUCCGCUUGAUCGCUCAUAAUGAUGCGGGUGUCAGCGACCCGUCAGAGGCGCUUAUCCUGGAAAUGUCAGAUGCACGAACAAAUGAAUAUUCCAUAGUAUGCGAACGAGCGCAGCAGUCAUCGGCCAGUAUAAAUGAUCUUGCAAGCAAUCAUCAGUAUCAGUUCCGCUUGAUCGCUCAUAAUGAUGCGGGUGUCAGCGACCCGUCGGAGGCGCUUAUCGUACUCACGCCACCGUCUCCCUCAAAUAUGCCUGGUUCGCCAACACCGAUUCCCUCCCGGCCACAUAUCAUCUCGAAUAAUGGCGCAUCUCUUGAAAUUGGCUGGAAACUGCCAAGAGCGAAUGAUAAGGACGUUAGUUUCAUUGUCGAAGGGAGUUCGGAUGAAAAAGGACCGUGGAACGUUGUGUACAAAGGUGGUGCAACAAAUGCACUGAUUCGAGAUCCUGAAAUGCGCUUCUUCCGUGUAUCGGCUCUGAAAAAGCAGACACAGAGCGGCUGGAGUGACAUUUUACGUGUUCGACGAGAGGAGAAGCAACGUACGGUACUGGUUCCACGACAGUGUGCAGCGCCGAAAAUUUCUGAAAUAUCGAAAGGCUGUCUUCGAAUUCAGUGGAAUCCACCGGAAGGUGCAUCGCCCUCGUUGAUUUAUCAGCUCCAUCGUGUCAACCAGCAGCCUUCAAGUAUCAUUUAUCAAGGUGAAGCAACAAUGUUUGACUUGGCAAACUGCGCUCCGGGCGAAGAGCUGGAAGUACAGGUUCGGGCUGUGGCAACAAAUUUUGAUGGAACACGUCUGGAGGGCGAAUGGAGUCGUGUGGCAGUCGGCCGAACUGCCGCACAGCCACCGCCACCACCAACUGAUGUUCACGUUGAUAGCAACAAUGUAUUGCAUUGGUCACCACCAAAUAGUACGAACGGUGCCCCGAUCACGGAGUAUAUCGUCGAGAGAGUGCUCAUUCGUCCUUCCUCCGUGCCUGUGCCUGAGAAUGAUGGCGAUCAGGCAACAAGCGCCGAUUGCGGCUGGACGAUGAAGCGGGAAAGCGCCGAGGUGCACAGCAUGAGCGUGGCUGAGGGACAACCCGGUUGCAAGUAUCAGCUCAGUGUUUUGGCGGUGAGCAGUGGCGGUACGAGUGUUCCAAGCGAAUGUAUCUAUCUUUCAAUUCCACCUCGGCCACCUGCACCUCCUCCCUCAUUCCACACUCUUGCACAAGGAUGUAGACAGUUACAAGCACGGUGGCGAGCACCAUGCUGCAACGGGAGUGAAAUUACUGAAUACACCAUCCGUGUCCUCGAUGAUUCCUCCGAUAAUGAAGUCCGUACCAUCCAACAACAGGCCUCUUUAUGCGAAUGUGUCAUCGACUCACUUGAGCCCGACCACACCUACAGGUUAUCAGUGUGUGCAGUGAAUGCAGUUGGAAUGGGUGCUCCAGCUUGGGCAACGGCUACAACGUUAGCGCCACCACCAUCGCCACCUAACCUCCUCUGUUCGGAAGCAGGACCAAAUUACCUGAAGCUCAAAUGGAAACCACCGGGCAAUGCGAGCUUAUCCACCGCCACACAAUAUUACUAUUACCUUGAGAAGGAAAACGAUAAUGGCAAAUUUUCACCGGUUAGUCUUUUUUUUGCAUAA
Messenger RNA from Gongylonema pulchrum, 2445 nucleotides. The record is from the annotation of a GenBank genome assembly. NCBI's taxonomy places the organism in Eukaryota, Metazoa, Nematoda, Chromadorea, Rhabditida, Gongylonematidae.